Messenger RNA from Biomphalaria glabrata, 2704 nucleotides. RefSeq lists its product as uncharacterized. Gene Ontology annotation, biological process: interstrand cross-link repair. Bases 760 to 2235 code for a protein of 491 amino acids. The transcript is spliced from 11 exons. Gene Ontology annotation, cellular component: Fanconi anaemia nuclear complex. The record is from RefSeq and is a predicted model, not a curated record. NCBI's taxonomy places the organism in Eukaryota, Metazoa, Mollusca, Gastropoda, Planorbidae.
UUUAAAAUUUGCAGAUUACAAAGUCAUUAUAAUAAAGACACAUUCCCUCUCCAUAAUUAAGCAUUCAAACACUAUAAAAGUUAAUCUAAAUGAAAAAUUCCUAUGUGCUUCUAAAAAUAGCUUGGGAUAGACAGAAAUUGACCAUUUCCAGUAAAUCACAGUGUUGGUUGUUACUAAAAAUAGAUUUUAACCAUCAACUUUGAAAAUUAAUAUCUAAAGAGUGCGCCAAGCUACAAAGUUCAAACUUAGCACACAGAUAUAUAUUAACAUGCUAAAUUCAAUAGAAUUAGUGAGAUUGUUGUAACUAUAAACACUUUUAUUUUAUUUAAAAAAGAAAAUUUUACCCUUCUUUGUCUUUGUUAAUUUUAAUAUCAAAUAUCUUAAAAGUGCGCCAAGAGAAUUUAAUGAAAUUUGAAAUAUACACAUUUCAUAAUAUGAUAAAUUAUUGUAGCAAACAGCAUUGUUGUAACUUUUAUAGGAAAAAAUGUCAACUUUCACAUAAACUUUUGUUAAGAAAAAUUUAACAGAUUGACUUCAAAAGCAAAUAAAAAUUAUCUCUGAUAUCUUAUGUUUACAAAAAGUAAUCAUAAGUAGUCCUCAAAUCAAAUACAAUGUGCUAAAACUUUGAUGGAAAUGACCACCCCUAAAAAAAGGGUAAAAUGUGCUGACACACUUUUCAGCCAUUUUUUGGAAGAGAAAAAAAAUGGAUCUAGGUCAGUUUAUCGAAGUACCUAGGAGAGCUAGAUUAGUGAAAAAAUUAUGUCCAAGACAGAAACCAAUAUAUCAAAUUCAUCAUUGUGGUACUGGUUAGAUAAAGAUUUACCAAUUCCAAAAAAAGAGUUCAAGAAAUUGUCAGAUAUGUGUUCUUUGUCAGACAUUCAAAAUAUCAACUAUGAACAUGAAUUAAACUUAAUGAGUGAUGUACAAAUCAUGGAGAAAGAUGGAGAACUGAAACGGUUUCCAUUUUUUUUAAAGCUUCCAGUCAUCACUCAAAUUAAAUUUCUUUAUCUACUUCAAACAAAUGUCUCACUGAUCCCUCGCUACUCCUUGAUGCAAUUUAUUCAACUGAUAGGGACAUCUAACAAUAGAUGGGUUCAGGAAAUGGUUAGCCAAUUAUUAAAAUUGACAGGUGAGACUUCAAGAUCUUUUCAGUUUGAUUCUUCGCUUCAUUUGAAUCACAUUUUGUCAGAUCUAAAAAGGAGUCAUAAUGACUUUGCAAAGGAUCUGAUGCCCAUCCAAGAGAGGGAAGACGUUUCAAUGGAUGGAAUUAAAACACCCCUAUUGGAGCAAAGCUCUUCUGUUGUGGAUGUUAUUGUCAUUGAGGAUGAUGAGAAUGGUCAUGAUAAACUAGAAAGUUCUCAGGCAUUAGUCAAAUUGUCCUGUAAACCUCCAACAAAAAAACGCAAAACCCAGGAUUGGAAUGAAAGUUUAGAUGAAACUGAACCUGCUAGGAAUAUAUCAAUAACAGAUCUUCCUGCUUCUAUUUGUUCUCAGGUUAAGCUAAAUCAGUUGUAUAAUGCUUGCAAGAGCAAAGAAAUGGAAGUGACCAUUGAUAUGCUAAAGCCUUUCACCACAUUGACACUUUCUCAGACUCAAGAAGUUUGUGAAUUUCUGGACUUAGCACAAAUCACAGAUAAAAUGUUAGUUAACAUAUUUGAUAACAUGCCUUGGCAGGACAUUACUACAUCCACUGCUAAAAUUAUAUUGGAUAGCUGUUUGGCUGCUAAGGUUAAAAAUCUGACAUGCGAACCCUCUGACAGACUGCUAUCUGCAGUAACAUUGAUUGCUACAUCUUUGCCACAAGUUUUGGAGGACAUAUUUGUCAGUGUUUUACUUACUACAGACUCAGGAUAUUUUCCAUGUCAGCUGAUGACAAGCGUUAGCAAAGAAUCUUUACCUCUAGAAUCCAUUGUCUACUUCAUUGUACAACUUGUGUCUCAAAACAUUGAGAGUAAUGAAAACUUGACAUCACUGCUUCAGAUGUUGAUUGAUAGAAACCCUGCAUUGGAUGAAGACCUUUUACUAAAUCUAUUGACUUUCUUGUCCCAAUCUUCCCAACUGAACCAUUCGAGCUCAAAGUUGGGAAAGCUCUUACUGUCAGUGAUGUCUAAAUACAGCUCCAUGAUGUCUUCAAAGCAUAAAGUUAUUGUACAAGCUAUUGUAGACAAGCACACUUCAAGCCUCAAGAAAUUACUAUUGAACACCAUGAAAAAGAUUUCAGACAAAAUGCAAUAAUGGUUCUAUUCAGUUGGAAGACGCUGUCCGUAUGUUAUUAUUUACUUCCUUUGUUUUAUUUUCAAUUGAAGUGGUGUUUUGUUGCAUCAUACAAGUUGUUCCUAUUCCAAUAGAACUGCAAGGCACCACUAGUACACCUGAUUUGUUUGUCACUCUGUCCUAUUUAAGCUUUUCUUUUUUUUUAAUUCAUACAGCAGCUGUUUUUUUUUAAAGUUUGUGGUCUUCAAUAGAAUAUUACUAAUACCUCUAAACUAUCAGUGACAUCAAUGUAACAAUUUGUAGAAUGCACUCACUAGAAGGAAGUCAUCAAAAUGUAAAUGUAUGUGUAGAACAUGACUUGAUGAGAUACAAGACUAUUGUAUAUUAUAAAAGUGAUGUGUUGUUGUUGACCACCAUUGGCUGUAAAACAACUAUUUGGCUCUUCCCCUAGUAGAUUAUUUCUUCAUUGGAAAUACAGUUCUAUACUCAG